GUCCCUCGGACACAGCGGAUCACCGAUCAUGGAAAGAGCCGAAGAUGUCGGCUCGGUCAUGUGAUCAGCUGUGUCCAAUCACAGCUGAUCACAUGGGACAUGUGCACUGAUGAUCAGUGUGCCCUGAUGAUCAGUAUAGCCCCAGCAGUGCCACCUAUCAUCAGUGCCUUGUGUCAGUGCUCAUCAGUGCCUCGUGCCAGUGCCCAUGAGUGCCAAAUCAGUGCCACAUAUCAGUGCCUACCAGUGCAUAUCAGUGCCCAUCUGAGCUGCCUUUCAGUGUCACCCAUCAGUGCCAGUCAGUGCCACCUAUCAGUGCUGCCAAUCAUGCCACCUAUCAGUGCCAGUCAGUGCUGCCUAUCAGUGCCAGUCAGUGCUGCUUAUCAG
This is a messenger RNA of Staurois parvus, 384 nucleotides long. NCBI's taxonomy places the organism in Eukaryota, Metazoa, Chordata, Amphibia, Anura, Ranidae. The record is from the annotation of a GenBank genome assembly.